AUUUGUCACAACAUUGUAUGUAAAUUACAUUGUAAUGAGUCAUUUUUGAAACAGACGAGCCUUUUAAUUUAUUUGGUGAAUGUUAUUACAAGGUAUACUCAGAUAGAUUUAAAAUAAUUAUUCUUUAAAUACUUAACAAGUUUAAUACAUGUAGUUAUGUUAAAUUAUGCAAGGUCCUUGUUGAUUCAGCUAUAUUAACAUUGAUGACGUCUAUAACCUAGUUACUAGUGUAAAUCUACUCUCUCAAUGCGAAUUUGUUACUGAGUUUUUUAACUAUGUAAAUUUUGUCUAUACGUUAUAAGAUGUUCCAUCUAAAGCUCAAAGGCAGGGUAGAAAUUUAAAACCUGUCUAAAUUCUUGGGCAUUUCCUGCCAAAAUUAUAUCCUUUAUUUCGCAUGAAGACAAUAAAGAUGAAGAAUGUACCAAGAGACGCAGCCUCAUAAUAGGUAGUAAGUCAGAGGAUGGGAAAUGACAAAAUUAAAAGAACACACACACAAAAAUGAAUUUGAACAGCAGCAGAUGCUAUUUUAAAAAAGGCCAAGGAAUAUAUAUAUAUAUAAAAUAACACAAAAUAUUAUUUGAUUUUUUAGUAAAAAAAGUUGUAUAAUUGAGCCAUCAAGUUUCAUAUGUUAAAAUGGACGAUUUAUUUUGUCUCAUGGGUGCUGAAAAACAAUAAACAUAAAGAGAAAUAAUGAUUAAACGUAGUCAAUAAAUAGUUUUGUAUGUGUGUUUAAUUUAACUGUAUGAUACUUUGAUCCUCAAAGGUUAAACAAAUAAAAUAAUAUUUUAUAGUUAAAGAAGGCUGCGGGUUUUCGGACAAGGGCCCAUGAAUUGAGAGUUUAGGGCUUAGGGUUAUUAAAAAAAUAUUUAAAAACUAUUGUAGGGUUUGUACGACUAAAUCUGGUAUCAAAUGAAAGAUAAUUGAAUGGAAUAAAUUUGUGUAAAUUUAUUUCUUCAGUUUAACUAAAAGAAACUACAACAAAUGACAUCCGACUAGCAUUUAGUCAAAAUGGAACUGGAAACGCAUCGCCGCUAUUCGGAACCGAGUCACGUUAGAUUAAAUGCUAUUCCGAUGUCUUUUGUUGUAGUUUAUUUUAGUUAAACUGAAGAAGUAAGUUUGCAAACAUAAAGUCCAUUCAAUUAUCUUUCAUUUGAUACCGAAUUUCGUCUUACAACCUAACAAUAAUAUUUUUCAUUUAAAUUUUAAUCCCAACCUCUCACUUCUCAGACCAAGGUCCGAAUAGCCACUUCGGUUAAAGAAUGUGUCAAUAAAUUUACUUUUAUUUCUCAUUUAGGUGACCCAACUAUUUCUUUUCAAACGUUGUUGUUGCACAUUAAGUUUUGCAGAUUGAUAAUGUUAUCGAACACUAUAUUUAUACGAAGUGGUUAAUUGGAUACCGAAUUUGAUACCAAAAUGGACCCGGGCAGGGAUCGCCGCUAUUCGGACCCGGGUCCCUUUAGCCUAAAUGCUAUUCGCAUAUCAUUUGUCAUAGUUUAUUUAGUUAAACUCAAGAAUUUAGUUAUAGUUCAUUUGAUACCAGAUUUUGUCGUACAAACCCUACAAUAAUAUUUUUAUUACUUUUUUAAUAAACCAAACAUCUCGUUUCUGACACCGGGUCCAAAUAGCCACAGUCAUAUUUCUAUUGAUAUAAUAAAUACAUUUAUUAUUAUAAUAGGUACCAACAAAUAUUCUUGGUCUUGGAAUAGCAUUAAACCUUUUAAGUGUCACUUUUUUUUAAGCUUAGAGGAUUUAUGAUCUAUCAAUUGAUCAACUAUAAAAUGUAAGUACAUUUCAGAUUAUCAUCAUGCGUCAAAAAUGGAAGAAUUUAAAGUUCACUGCAGACUUUCUACUGAAGAUUGGAAUAUUAUUCGAACAUUUAAAAGGUAUUUUCUCCUUUCUAACAAAAUUAUUUCAAACUAGGGCAACCGUUUCAAUCAUUUGAAAGUCUCCCGAGUUAGUAUUGUAUUAUUAAUUUCAAUCAGCUAAUUGUCUAUAUUUUCCUACUUCAUUUCAUAGCAAAUGCAAUAAACAAAGAUAUGCUAGACAGGUCAUAACGUUUGCCGUGAAUAAUUAAACUGUUUCUAUCUUCAAAAAUGAAAGAACAAUUAUAGGCUUUUUGAGGACAUUGCAACUUGCAUUAGAUAAAGAUCAAUGGUUAACAAAGUUUGCUAAACAUUGCAUUAAAUAAAGGUCAGUAAAAAGUAUCUUCUGUUUAUUUAUUUGCCUUCAGAUUCUUAACACAGACAUUACACAGGUGAACACAAAAAUAAAAUAAAAGUAUUCUUGUUGUCUUGAGAUUUAGAUAAUUGUGACAAGCGCUCAUCCUUGCAGUUAAUGUCUUAGCUCACAGAAUUAAAAUAUUUUAUAAGACAUAUUAAAGAAAUUGUGCACAGUAAAAGUGAUUCGAAACAAUUCAAGGAGUGAAAGUUUUGAUAAAUUUGAGUUGACCGAUAUGAUAAGAAACAUAGAUAUUUACGAGUAAUCGUCUAAAAGGCUUAACCACGGAAUGUACUUUAGCCUGUAACCAACAUUUGCAUUUAUCAAGGAAAGGAAAUUUUAACUUCCAAAAUUUACCGAAAGCAAUAUUUUAUUAUUAUUUAAUGACAUCAUGGUUCUUCUGAGUGGAUUUUUGUCUUUCAUAUUUAUAAAUCAGUGUGUUAUAGCGUUGCAUCGCUAUUUCUAAAUGUAGCUUGAAGUUUUUUCUUUAAUUAUUGGAGACAAAAAUAUAUUAAAAUAGAUAAACUAUUAGGAUGAAAAAAACACGCUAAUUUAUUUAGUGUGCAAAAAAUAUAUUUCAUCAAAAACCUCUAUUGAUUAUUUGUUUAUUUUUUAAAAAGUUGCAAUUUUGCACUGUGAUUCCUUUUAAAUACCAGACGUUCAAGAAAAAAGUAUUUUUUAAAGUAAAAAAUCAGCUUUUAAUUGGAUUGUAGUUAGAAAGAUAUAUAAAUUAUUUCCUUAUUCAUAAAAUUAUAAACUAAGUAACUAGGCUUCUUGUUAUUAAUGGUAUUUUAUGGUUUUCAUCGUUCUAGUAGUUAUGGUAAAGACUAUGUUUUGCAUUUUUACUCAAAGGAAAGACAGUAGGCAUAUAAAAAACUCAACUCAUCAUUCAACCGACCGGGUGUCUUUGGGUUAGGAUGGCCCCCCGUCUGGUCGAGCAGACUCGGGUGGGGGCUGUCCUGACAAAGAGACAUCCUUGACGUGCCGCUCCGCGGCCCGAUACCGGGUUGGGGAGGGGUGUUUUGGGGAGGGCAUAAAGCGCGCAAUCUCGACGGCCCGCUGAUGCCAUUUCUUAAUGUAAUAUAUAGCAUCAAUGAAUAACAAUGAAUCGUUUCCCAAGUCUUAAGUUUGUUUAUGGUGUGAAGAGAUUUAUUAUAGUCACUUAAAUUUCUUUUACGAUAUACUUAUUUUAGAAGCAAAUCUUGAAAGUGUCCCCAAGCCAUAAACCUGCAAAAGAGGAGAGAGGCAAGGAAAAAUAUGAAUUUUUUCGAUCUUCUGCGGAAUUUCUCAUGCAGAUCCUACUCUCAGAAAUUAUACAAAAGUAGAUUUUUGGGGGACUAAUUCGAAUGUUUGGACCAUAACUAUGCGUCUUAAAUAGGAAAUUAGCAAAUGUUAAAAAGCACUUUUGUUUGCAUAAUUAAUACGUUGCUUUAUUCUUAAAAUUUCAUAUAUUGAGUAUUUAAAAAAAAAUUAGAGAUAUAAGAAAAUUUUAAUAAAAGAGGCCUUUUUUUAAAUCAGCAGACCAAAGAUACAUAUAAACAGUUCUAAAAUUUCAGGCACCAACUUUGUAUUGGCGAGUGUGUGUUUGUUUAAUGAAUAAUAAAUAGUUCAUUAGAAAAAAAAUAAUUAUAUGAUAGCAUAAUUUAAUUAGUUUCAAUAUAAUGUUAAUAACAAUAAAAAAGAAGAAAUUGAAAAUCAAAUCAAAAUUUUGAAAUUAGGUUUCCUUAUUUAUCCCGCAGAUAAUUAUGCCAAUCACUGCGAUCCUGCACAAGAGGGAAGCCAAUACAAUUUUAAAUUAAAUGUCAACUUAUCUGAACAUAUAGACCCAACCGAUCUGUUGAUUUUAAAUGAAGGUACCGGUACCCCAAUUGCAAAAUGUGAUGUGGUCAAGAGCUUAUGCAAACCGAAUUUUUCUAGAUUAAUUGCAGUUGGAAUCUCAAAAGAAAAAUCCAGUUACAUUUCCACACUUAAUGUAACAAUUUUUAAAAUCACGCGAGACAAAAAAUACUUGAAUGCUGAAGGAAAAUGGACUGUCAGAUCCAACAACGAAAUAGUUUCUUCCUGCUUUGUGCAUGUAUUCUGUAAGUUCAUAUAUGGUCUAUUUUGCAUACAUUACCUAUAAUUUUAUUAUUAUGUACACAAUAUGAAUGCUUUUAUCAAGUCUGCCAAAGACAAUAAAUCGGCUAAAAAGAAGAACAUACAUUCAUGAAAUAAAACAUACAUACUUUUUUUUUGUAGCUUUAAACAUAAUAAAAAUCCCCAAUUUCUAUAUCUGUGCAAAAUCGUAAAAUGUUGUUAACAGCAAAUCACGAUUUAGUGGUAUCAGUAAAAUGUUGUUCGUCAACAUUUUUAAAAAUUAAUUCUUAGUUUAUAGGUAUAUAUAAUUUUAGUAGAGACUUACUGGCACCCACAGAAACAUAAAUCAGAAAGUAUCUUUUAUAAUUAAUCCUUCAACAUUCAAACAACCAGUGGUAAUAAUUAUUACUAUUUUUAAUCAUAUUUAAAGUCAAUUUUUGUUAAAAAUUAUUUCUUUCAUUUUUCAGCCCGACCUCCCAAUGUUCGUUGCAUCAGUGAUGCAUGCAAUAAAGUCCUGCAGCUGACGUGUUUGACAUCACAAGUUUACCCAUCGAUUACCUGUGAAUUCAGUUUCAAGGUAAUCAUAUAAGCUGUAUAUUUCUAUUGUUGAUCUUUUGGGAUAUAGAUCGUCCAUUAUGAUUUCACAAAUUCGUAUUGCCUAAGUGUCUACGUUACUAUUGUUGAACUUGUCAAUUUCACGAAACAUUUUUUCGCUACGGUGUUCGUCAACUUUCUAGGUAAGAUCGUUAAAACUUAAUGUCUGUUAAAUUAAAAUUAACCAUCAGAAGGCGAUUUCAUUCUGCUAUGUUAUAUUUGAAGGAUCCACAAUAACUCGGAGGGAGCGUUGCAACGAGUCUCAGUCGAUUUUCAACUUUCAACAAGUUUGAUGCUUCUAAUCUCUUUUAAAAUCGCUAUGUCAUAUACAGCAACAUCAAAGAUGACUUGCAGACGUGCUAUUGGUUUCCAUUAAUUGGCAGUUUCAAGAUUCAGUCGUUUAUGGAUGAUCUUUAAAUGUGAAUAUGUAUUCAUACAAAUUAUACAAAUUAUAUAUAUGGUUUUGAAGGGGAUACUUUACUUGUUUCAAGGGCUACUCAAUCUACUAUUCUAAUUGUUCAGCAAAGUACUUGCACCCGCCAAUGAAACCCAGCACCUACAAAUCUCCUCAUUUCUGGAAAGCCUCAACAAAGAAAGCUGCUGCCAUUUGAUUGUAACUUCGUAACUUAAGGAAGAAAAAGUUUAAAAAUCAAUGCAAAACAUUAUAAGUAGUUUCUCUAGAAUGACCUUUAACAUCUUGAUGUCCCAAACAACAUGUUACAGAUAUGACAUUAAAGUGAUGAAAGAGGGUGUGGAGCUGGGGAGUUACGCUGGUUAAAAAUGCAUGGCGUACUGAGAAAGGCUAGAAGCAGCUUAAGGUUGACAGAGAUUUCAAAAAUUAUAGAAAUACGGCAGGCAUGGAAAUAUGUAGCUUUGCCUUUGCCCUACUGAGAGUGAAAAGGAAAACAAAAAAGACAGAACUUUAAUUAUUAAUUUAAUUUAAUUUUUUUUUAAAAUAUUAUUUUCAGGUCAGUUUCAUAAAUAUUCCACCACUUAUUUUGUCAAAGCCUUAUGAUUAAUAUUUAUAAUUUUGUUUUUAAUUUACAUAUUUAGAGAUAUAACAUGAUAUCCCUUGUGAUUAAGUAUUUGCGUUUUGAUGAAUAAUUUAUUUUAAACUUAGAACUUAACCUAUGUUAAAAGUUUAACAAAAAAUAACUUUCACUAUGAUGACAUAGAUGCUAUAAAGACAUUUUUAAAUUCCUUCAAUCUUAGGCCCCUAACUCUUAAGAAAGAUAAUGAUUCUCUUUAUUAAGACAUUUUAUAUACUUAAUAACAUUUGAAUGUUGAUUAUAUUGCUUCUUUUACUAAAAAUAUUUAUUCAAGUGCAUAAUGAACCAUUUGAAAAGCACGUUAAAAAGAGAAAACAAUAUCUGUAUUACACAUGAGAAAACAUAUUUUUUCUUUUACGUAAUGAGUUAUUUCACUGCCUUUUUUUUCCCUUUUUUUGUCUAUCAUUCUACAGAACACCUCCAACGUUUCAAAACAGAAAAUACUUUACAGUCAUAUCAAGUUGCCAGGAAAAGUUACAUAUUUUCUAUCCAUGUGUUUCUCAAAAUUUCCAAUAACACAUAAAUUUCAAGGUGUAGGAAAUGUCAUCAUUCAUCCAGAUAUUGAAGGACAUGGAAAGGCAAAUACAUUUUUUAUGAACGAAACACUGCCUAUAGGUCUGUUCAUUUGGUUGCUUUUUCUUCGACAUAAGAGCAUUUUUUAAAUGCUGUAUCAAGUAUUUUUUCAAUAGUUUAUAUUGUUUUGUUUUUUCUAAUAUUAUUUUUAGUUUUAAAAACAAAGUUAUUAUAAAAAUGCCAGUCAUUUCCAUAUUGCUAUAGUAAACGAAGACAUUAAUAUAGAGCAGUCGAAAUCUUAAUAUUAUAAUACAACAAUUUAUUUAAGGAUAUCAGUAGAUACCAAGGGUUUCUUUCCCAAAAUGAUACUUUUAUAUUUUUGCUAAGAGAACAUUGUAAAUAAAGCAAUUAAUUAAUGUACAUAUGAAAAUUAAUUCUUAAUCGACCUCAUUAACAAGUUAGAUAAUUACUACAUGAUUUUAAAAAAAUGUAAUUUAAUACUUGUGUAUUAUAUAAAAACUAGAGAAUAUAAGCCGUGGUUACUUGUGUAACAAUGAAAAAUAAAAGGCAUGUUCCAUACUUGUGCAAGGUUUAGCAUCGAAAAGCCAAAUGUAUAAGUAUGUAACUAAAUGGAAACUAGUUGUAUCCUAACUUCAAGAUAAAAUAUAUAUAUAUAUAACAAAUAUGUAUAAAGACCUUAUCCAUAUGUAUAUUUAUGAGGUUGUAAACCAGUUUGUAAGAACAAGCUGUGUAUCUACGUAUAGAUAUUUUCGUUUCUAACAUCAGUUUUAAUAUACAAUCUUAUAUAGGCGUACAAAAAUAAAAAAUAAAAUUCACGCCCCUCAUCCAUAAAGAAUACGUUUUCAAAAUGUUUAAGCUAUGUCCAUUUUUUUUAAAUCCAUAAAGUAAACAUCUCAGCUUGAUAUAUUUAUUUCAUUAAAAAUAUAAUAAGCCAAUUAAAUUGUUCCUAAACUAUACUAAUGGAAUUCUUUCGGAAAAUACAGAAUUCUUAUAUAUACUGAAAAAUAUAUUUACCAAAGUUCACGUCUCUGACAUCAGUAUGUUUUUUGAAAUAUGAUUAAUCUCAUAAAAUAUACGCAAAUUUUGCACAGAAUGUAAACACCAGGAAAUUUCAUGUUCAAGCGCCCUGAAAAUAUUUUCGGUAAAUGGAAAAACAAGUAUGACUUUAUCUUUAAAGAUUACAUUUUAACUUUCUUUUUUUAAAAUAUUAUUAUCCGCAUUCACGAUGUUUCAACUCACUUUCUUACGCCAUUGAAGUAUAUAUUUUUUUCUACAAAUAUUUUCAAAAAGUUUUAAGGCUUUAGCAUACUAUUACUUGUGGAAAGAUGUCUAAAGUCUCUAAAAGCCAUUGACCUGUAUUUUCGAAUAGUAUUGUGCCAAUUUAGUAACUUAUGUCCGCAACCUAGCUUUCAAAGGGUUAGUUAACGGGAGCUGCCGUCUUUGAGUUUAUAACCACACGUAACAAGUCGUUCAUCUGGCGGUCAGCUAUAUCACAUUUCAAUUGGAUUUCAACAAGAUACUUUGAGUUUUUAUCCCAAAAUAAGACCCAUAGCAUUAUGCAAAUAGAUUUAGCUUCACAGAUUUGUUUGUCAGUAAUUGUAAUAAAUAUGAAAAUUUUUCAGAGAUAUAAAACUAUUGGUAAGUUAAGCCUUAAAUAGGGCUCAGGGUUUGAUCGAGAGACUUGAACUUCCACAGUAGACUUUUUUUCCACAAUGCUAACUACAAUAUCUCUCUGAUUUCUUAAUCUCUUGUCUUCACAGUAUAGGAAAUGUACUUAUUUCUAAUCCCGCAAAUAUUUUAGUCUUUUACAAUUUUAAUAUUUUUCAGAUACAGGUUUGGAAAAUUGUGAGAAAAGAAUGCCAGUACCGUACCACUUGAAGUUCCAUUGCUCAUUUCAUUCAUAUUUUGACGAAUCAGAGGUUGUUGUCGAGGCAGCUAAUUUAACAGUAAUUUCAUGCAAUAUUAGCUCUAACAAGUGCAAAAAUUUGUCAAAAAAAAUGUUAAAUAUUACUUACAACCAUCUGACAGCUCACAAAGUAUGGUUAGAGAUAGACAUCUACGAUAUUUCCAAAGACGACAUUUUAAAUACAAUAGGAAACUGGACCAUCGUGUAUGAUUCUUUCGUUGUAUGCUCAAAAAAAUUAAACGGAUACGGUAAGUUGCAAUUGAUGAAAACUAUGAUAUAUUGUUUUAUUUAAUCUAAAUGACAGCUUUCAGGUUGAAAUAUUGUGUUAUUUUCGAGCUUCGUGUUUGAACACCUCCUCCCUCUUUGUUCAGGGAGGCCCGCACUCCAAAAGUCAUAAACAGAGAUGCCUUUAAGCAUAGCCUGAGUUAAGUGUCUCCCGCCCCUCUGCUUUACUUUGGAAACACCAGACCAUGCAUUGCGCUGUGCGCUUGACCAGCACGCCCCCGUCACCCACCGCAAUGUUACGUCAGCGCGGUCAGCUCUUUGGCAUGUGACCAUAAUGGAAAAACUACGCAGUGCCUAGAAAGAGGGGCGUAGGGCAGAAAAUAAGUGGUUGAUGUGGGUUCUCGCUGUUUUUAAGCAGAUCUAUUCAGCUGCCAAGAAGCGUGUCACUCAGAUUGUUAAUAUGUGCUAAGAUUUUGUAUUUUAGUAAACUGAUACUUAUGGCUAAAACCAGAAGGCACGUAUCCAGCGUCUGUAGUCACUUUAUAGGAAGUAACAAAGAAACUUCCCUUCCUGCAGUGUAUCCGUUGCCCCGGCAACCAGAUAUUUUUUUGGAAUUUCUUCACAAGCAAAAUCGCUGAAUUUCAUGCUGAACUUGAUCGUCGUGACCGCCUCCUAGAUUUGCCUCCCCUUUUUCUCGUGUCAGCUUACAUUUCGAUGGUUUUAUUCCUGUUUCAGGACAAGAGGUAACAAGUAAUAUUCUAAAAUCUAAACCUACGUCAUGUUCUUUGGACCCUAUCUCUACCCCGUGAUGGCUGAGUCUUUCUAUCAAUUACUCCCAGCGUUAACUCGCAUGGUCCAAAAAAGCUUGUCUCCUGGCACUGCUCUCUCUCUCUCCCCCCCCUCUCUCUCUCUCUCUCUCUCUCUCUCUCUCUCUCUUUGUAACUCAGCUGUCAUCAGACCUUUCCUUAUGAAGCCUGGUCUGGAUUAAAAUAUUUUUUUUUAAAAAUAUGAACCUGUAUCUAACUUAUCAUUUUUAUCAAAAGUCAUUACAAAAAUUAAUUCAAAUACAAAAAACACAAAUGUGUGUGUACUUUAACGACCACUCUCUGCUUAGUCCUAUUCAGUCGGCCUAUAGAUAUUUUCCCAUCACACAGUUAGCUCUCUUGAGAGUCAGCAGUGCUCUCUAGCUUGCAAUUUGUUCAGGUACUUAAAUUGGUCAUGCACGUAAUCAAUUGUUACCGAAGAUUUGAUUAUGUUUGAUGAGCUGGUUAUGUCUUAAGGUUAAGAUUUAAAUAAAAUUCCAUGAUUUAUGGCGUAUGUUAAUUUAAUUUUAGAAUUUAACCUUAAGAAAACUGAGUAAUUUGUCUUACAACAAAAUAAUGAUUAAAUUUGUAUUCCCAUUUUUUUAAGGCGAUGAAAAAAGCUGGCCAUUUGUGAUUUUGUUUCUAUUAUUUCCAUGUUUUGUGAUAUUUUAUCGGAAAUACUUAAUUUCGUAAUAAAUCACCUGUAAAUAAUAUAUUAUAUUGCAAUAGUUUACUAGGCUCAUCUAAAAGGUUUAAAAAGAAAGAAAACAGUAACACUAAAGAUUACCGAUUAGUGCAACAUUACUAUUUUGACUGUUACACCUCAUUUUGUAAUAGCAAUCAUUGCUUACAGCGCCAUCGGUUAAAACACAAAAACAAUUACCGCAUUCAGCCGCGGCACGGUUUGCAUGUUACAGUCCGCAUAGUGGUUGAUCAGCUCUGUUACAGCACACUGUAUCCGACAGACGUGUUUGCCUUCUUUUUUUUUUUAGAAGGGUUUAUAUAAAGAAAAAAAAAUGUGAUUUGCACAUUACCAAAAAAUACCGAUCUACUACAGCCUUAACAUUAGAGAUCAAAUUAAAAAGUAUUCUUUAUUUGGUGUGGUGAAAAACCACCAAUUUGAAUCUCAUGGCCAAACUUUUUAAAAAAUAUUAAAACUGGAAAACAUUGGCAUCAUCAUAUUUUCAAAAUCAUUUGAUCACAUUCUACGGUAAACUCACAUAUAAAAUAUGCUGAGAUCCCAGCUUUCAAAUUAACACUUGAAAAGUAAUUGGUUUUAUUUCUCUAUUGUGUUUUACGCCUACUGCAAACAAGGUAAAAAAAAAUGUUUGUUUUAAAUUAGAAUUUUGGAGUUUUAAUGCUAUAGAGUGAGUUGAGAUUUCGGCAUUCAUAUGUUAGUCGGUACAACCUGCGGUUUUUUCUACGUAGAUGCCUUGCUCCGAACAUUAGCGAGUAAUGCAAAGUUACACGUGCCAUUUCUUUUCAGUUACUUGGUUACAACGUGUUAUGCAGUUAUUCUCGCUAAAUUGCUAAUCAUUCAUACAAAGAUGUAUACAAUCAAUUCUAGAGGUAUUCACUUGUAAAUAUUCAAUUGUAGCGUUUAUGUCUAAAUAAAAAUGUGUUCAAUCCACAGGAAGAACUUCAUCACAAAUCGCACCGGAACAACUCGAAAAACUGUAUUUGAGACUUUCAGACAGUGCUCCGACUCAAGGUAACCUGAUAUUAAUAUUAUUUUAAAAAUAGAUACAAUAAUGUUUAAAAAAUUGAGCAAUUUAGGCUUAAUGUCCUCGACUUAAAGACUCAGGAGUCAAUGAUACUGGAUGAAUUUAAUGUUUUUCGUUCUGAUAGAUCGACUGACAGCGAAAAAUCUAAGGGAGGUAUUUUUAAUAUUUUUAUGUCAACUAAAAAAUUGCUGAAACAUGAACAACACUACAAUGAAACACAUGGUCUGUACACCCGACAUUGAGCUUCUGUGGGUAACCUUAAGACCAUAUUGUCUACCGAGGGAGUUCACCAAUAACUGCAUUGUCCUCAUUUACAAUAAACCUAGAGCUAACAAAUAGCAAGCAACUGACAGACACUUGAAUAAUAUGCAUGAUUUUAAAUAAACAAAAUUAAGACUCGUUUUGUUAUGAGAUAAGGUAAAGUAACAACUUGUUGCUAGAUAAUUCCAUACUAACAUUGACAUAACCACGUGCAACAGUUUAAAAAAAACCACAACUAAAAAAUACAAUUUUUUAGAAGUUAACAAAGAGAUUAGGUUAGUUACUGUUCCAUAUUAAGAAUACAUCGGUAGGUCAUUAAUAACUAUUGCACAAACGUUUAAGACUAUUUCUUUUCACGAUUGGACAAUAUGCAUAUUACUUAAAUGUCAAUAAAAAAUAAUCCAUUGUUUAAACAAGGAAACUCUCAAUACCUCGUAUCAAACUCCAAUAAAAAUAGCCACUCGCUUUAUUUUAAAUCUGCAUACAGCUUUAAACUAGCAUUACAAUAAAAAACAUUCUAUACUUAUUUAUAAUAAUUAUUACACCUAUAAUUCUUUUAAGAAAGAUAUUGUUCUAAGAAAGAUGACACAAUUAAAUUUUAGAUGAUGUGUAUAUAGUUUACUUUUUAGUUUAUAAUACGCGUCUGCAGAAUGCAGGGCAAAUAUGAUUUACUGCAAUAUAUCAAAUAGUGAUUUUAUAAACAAAUACAAAUUAAAAAAGUAAUAACUUUUUUUUUAAAAUAGAUUAGUCAUUUAAUUUUAAAUUUUAAAAAUGCAACACAUUCUAUGCCAUUGGGAAAAUGACCUUCUAUAGGAAGGGACAUAUUUACACUUUGAAGAUUGUUAACAAACGUCUCAUAAUCUUCAGUUUCUAAUUAAUGACCCCAAAAGAAUAUAUUUAAAUCCAAUAUUUUAUAAAAUUACGAAACCAAUUUUUAAAAAUAAGUAUUUUCCAUUCUAAAAUUGCUAUUUAAUCGAGAUUCAUAAUGCACUUCUCGAGGUUCGUACACUUUGAAAAGUACAUGUUCUUGUAAGCGUGUUAAUGUCUUGAAACGUUUAAUCGCUUUUAUAUUGGUUAGAAAUCAAUGGGCUUUAAACCGUUCAUUCUCUUAACGAUGUUCAUGAGCUUUGAAAUGAGCAUAUGUUUUGAGACGCUCCUGUGUUUGGAGACGUUCGUGUGGUUUGAGACGUUGAAUUUUUUUUAAGAGGCACAGUAAUCUAACCGGACAAGCAAUGUGGGACACCUUGUAACACGGAAAGCAAAUGAACAAUACAAAACUUAAUGUAGCUCUUUUCCCGCAAAAUAUUAUUUAGCUUCAAAUUUAUUAAUCAAUGUUUUUAUUAUUUUCAUUUUUGGGAAACUAUUGUGAUUUAUACGGGAGAGAUAUGGUAUAGUACACAUUUAAUACGAAUAAUUUUACACAUAACGAAUUUGUUUCGCAUUAAAAUAUUGCAUAUAGUUUAUUAGCCUCUCAAAAGGUAUUCUGAAGAUCAUGCAAUUCAACAUUAAAGGUAUAUUCCUGUCAUAAAAUGAACAAGACCUAUUCUAAUCUAAGUCUGGCAGAUGAUGCGUUGCUCAGUUCGUAGGCCUAACUCUCUAGUCCUUUUCUAUGUGUUCCAAUGGCCAGAUAACUAGAAAUAGAUCAGGAUGCAGUAGAUAACCAGCAGUUUUCUUUGUGUCUCAAUGUGCUCUUUAUGCUUUCCACGUCCCAAGGCUUGGCGGAAUUUUCAUUUUGUCAAUGUCAUACCGCCCUACGGUAUUCCAUCUGCGGGUUUCAUUCUCUUAUAAGACUCAGUAUUCAAGGUCUACGAGUCCCAUCCGCUUGGAUGAAAAGUGCACUCUCGUGGGUAUUGCUAUACAAAUAGCGAUGUCCUUCUUUUCUCGAGCUCUUACUACGAUAUGGCACUUUUACAUCUAGAUCUAAAUUUUACUUUUUCAAAUUCCUUAAAUGAUAACAAACAUGGUGUCUCUUUUGUCAGUUGUGUCAACACAUGUCAUUAUAGAGCUGUUCGCCAGCUGGAUCCUAUACUCCUUUAACCCUCCAGAUAACAAGGGUCUCAUUCACCUCGGAGUGUCACUAAAUUAGGAAAAUACAAAUUUGAAAAAUGUUACAAACUCUAAGGUGAAGGCAGAGUGAAUUAACCCAUCAGUAAAUACAAUGAGGUUGAGACAGCGGUACUCAAUAAAAUUAAUAGCUACUCCUGCUGCACACCUUGCACCUAGUUGUAAAGACCAUACGAGACCAUACGAGACCAUACAAGACCAUACGUGACCAUAUAUAGUUAUCUUUUUAACCUCCACACAAAAUCCUUCCUUACCUCCCGAGGAAAUUCCCAGCAAAACAAAAUACUAGUUGCCUUCUAUGAUUAUUCUUAUUUCAUGUUAAUUGCUGUGUUAACUUAACCAAUGGUUUAUUUAUUUUUAUUUUUUUUUUAAAGUAUUUUUUCUAUUCUUAGAAAAUAACUUAUAAUUUCAUGGCGUAAGUCUGCCUUUAAAUAAGAUAAGUUAGAAACAUAAUUGUGGAAUAGAUCAUAACAAAACGGAAUUUUGCUCGAAAUGCAUUUCACUUUUUUUUUGUUACACAUAUUAAUUAAUAACGAUAGAAUAAUCACUCUAAAUAAUGAAAUCUUUAAAAAAAAAAGACAUUUUCAACGUUGAAAGAUAUAUUUAAAAGUUGAUAAAUAUAUUCAAUUUAAAAAAAAAAAAGCAACAUCGACAAGGAAAGUUAACGUGCUGUGGAUUCAAAUUGUAGGGAUAUUAUUAGAUGUAUAGUAUGUACGUUUUUCUUUUUUAAUUUGUAAGACUUGGGUUGGACCAUCUGAUCUGUGGAUAAUCUGAAUUGUAUGGGUAAGUGACAUAUGAACUUAGACAAAAUUGAUAGGAUUUUAUUUUGAACAAAAAAUAAUCUUAAUAUCUCUUAUCAUCGCAAUAAAUACAAUGAUGGAUGUACAACUAUGAAGGAAAAUUUCAAUGAUUCGUUUGAAAAAUCACAGUAAAAUAAUUUUACUCUACUCAUUAAAAAAUAUUUAAAUGCCUAAUUCAUUUCCGGUUUUAAAUAAUGAUACGUCACUGCAAACUUUUUAUUUCACGCCCAUGAACUCUAUAAAUAUAGCCGACCCGCGGCUUAGCAUACGCCGCGAGCUUGUUUGGGUGUGCUCAUGGCUUUGCAAGCGAGGGUAGUGCACGAGGGGUGGGCGGUAGCUCCAUCGCAGUGCGCAUGCCUCAUGUCCAACGAUAGGCAGGCAGGAAAAGGAAAGGGAGGUUUGGCCUGAAUCUUGCUGGCUAGCUCUGGCGUGUUUUCUAUAUAUAGCCUGCGUCGUUGUCUUCUUUGUCUUCAUGCCCUUGUUUUUCUGGCAUAUUAUAUGUAUAGAUGAGAGUGUAAAUGAUGACACACAAUUUAGAAGGAUUAAAUGUGUUCAAAUGUUCCCCCAUUCGAGAGCAUAUACAUUUCAAUCUCAAAGAGACCAAAGUUUUCCGGUAAAAUCUCAUUGAGUCCUUCUUUUGGGAAACAUUUUGUAUGCAGUGCAAUAGACAUUCUACUAGGGUUCUCUCUGUUUUGUCUUGUGAUUUUUCAGGUUUUUCCAAAUUCUGUAUGUUCUUUUUCAUAUUUUGUUUUGGAAACAGUUAUUCAUGUUAUUGCUGUAUUAAUAUUUUAUUUUUACUUAAAUACAACUAUUUGUGUUAUAACAUUCCCAGUGUAUUUUAUUUUAACAUACCUUUUAACCUGAUGAAGUAACACAAUGCACAAGAAGUAAUCUCGAACAUUUAACAAAUUGUUAGACAUAUAUUUUCAUCAUAAUUUUUUUAUAUUUUUUUUCAGGCAAAAGCAAAGGCUGUUCUCAAGAUUAUACACUGUUGAAGACUUUGGUAAUUUUUAUUUUCAUUGUAAACUUUUUGUAAUAGCAAUUAGUUGUUACACUUUAUAUAUAUUUUGUUAGGUAAAUAAGUUAUUGUAUAUAACAUAUUGUUUAUAUUAUAUAUUUUAAUAACUUUACAAAUAAUUAUCAAUAUUAGAUCAUUGACAUCUGUUAUUAAAGUAUCACAUUAAACAUGUCAAAAAUCCUUCAUUGCUUUACUUAUGUAAAUAUAUUGCAACGUUUUUUAGUUUGUUUUACCAAAAGCUUUUUAAGAACAAACUAUCAAUAAAUUAUGUUUACGGUUUCCUAUAACAUUUAAUGAAAAUGAAAUGUUUCUUUGCGUCCUGUUUUUUUUUAUUCAAGUAACAAUGAACUUGAUAAACAUGCUGUUAGUGUUUCUUGUCGUAAAAAAGCAACAUUAGUGUGGACUUUGGUCAAGACAAGAAUUAGCCACAAAAGUACUAAGGCUCAACCGUCCUCUAGUAGAACAUACGGCCAUGUUGUUAACAAACAUAAAAAAAGAGAACCAACAAAGACAAUUUGGCACACGAAUGAAGCGUAGAUCUCGUGGAAGUAAAGAAGGAGGGAAAUAAAAGUGAAAAGCAGAACAAGAGGACAGCUAAUUCUUCUUCUUUCCUUUGUUUAUGAAACGUUAGAUCAUUUGUCAAUAAAACUUAUUAGCUUGAUUGUUGCUGUUAUCAUUUCAGCGAAUUUCAUGAAAUCUCAUUUAAAAAAACAUAACAGAAACAUGGCUUAACGAAAAAGUAUGGGAUUCCUAUGGAAUAGAAAUGGAUGAAUUUAACUUAUUUGUUCUGAUAAAUUGACUGACAACGUCAAAUCCAUGGGAGGUUUGGCGAUAUAUUUUGUUACCAAAAUUACAGUAAAAUAAAAAAAUACAAGAAAGAAACAUGUGGUAUGUACACCCAACUUUAAGCUGCUAUGUAUCACCUUAAGGCCAAGGGAGUUCACAAUAAACAUAAAGCUAACAAGGAACAGGCCAGUCACAGACUCUUGGAUAAUGUUAACUAUUUAAAAACGAAUAAAUGCUGACUUUGAUUUCGUUUGAAGAAAUUUAGUGAAAACUUGUUUUUCUUUAUCUUCACAAUAAUAAUAACGCACAAAAAGAAACGCAAUAAAAACAACAGAUAUUUGGGUCUUCAAGAGAAAAUUUGAUUAUGCUUUUAUGAAAUAAUUCUUUGAUUUAUAUUAUUGAUACAAAAAUAUCAUAACUUUCACAUUCAGAUAAAAUGCUUAAAAUUGUUUUUAAUUGCUAUUUUAAUGGUAUUUGCAAUUUAUAAUAAUAAUUCAUAAACAUAUAUUAAAGUAAAAACCGCAUUUUUAUUAUUUUUUAUUUUGCAUUUAAAUUUAUUUCGUUUUGCAUAAAAUUAUAGAAAAAAACAUAAUCAUGGUUUUUGUUUAUUCCGAAGGUAUUUAAAUUAAUUGGUUUCUUUUGUUAUUUACUGUCAGCCUAGUUUAUUCUCAUACUUAUGUGUGUGUUUAUAUAUAUAUAUAUUAUAAUAAAAUAGUUUUUAUAAUAGACAAUCAUCAGUAGACAUUGUGAAGCGGACGACGUCUUUAUGUCAUACUUCCCCGUGCUGUGAACUCUAGCUGACCCAAAGUUUGGCUGCGCUAUUAUCAGGGUAUAUCCUAAUAAUGUUAGUCUCCCUUUCACCUCGGCUAAAAUUAACAAAUCUAUGACCUGUUUCAUGAUUCGAGUAUUGUAGAAUAUUGUAGAAGGUUUCAGACAGGAUUACAUGGGUAUUUUGUUCUCAAAUUGUCUAAAGGUUUAGGUCCGUCUAUGACCUGUGAUGCACCCUCCUUGCCCUGCCUCAUUUUCUGUCUCGGAUUAAUUCUGUAGUAUAGGCCAAAACGUGCCAAAGUGUCCUCUUUUUAUAGCCAUUUUAAUUGUUUCUAUAGUAUAGUAGUUACUAUGCUAGUGUCUCAUUUUUAUUUUACUUAGUUUAUAUGUUUUUAAUAAUUGUAAAGCGCUUAGAGGUUUACGGUAAGCGCUAUAUAAAAAUGCCUAAAUAAAGAAAGAAAGAAAGAAAGAAACAGGCUAUACCGGUAUAUAAAGCUGAGGAAUUGAACGAAAGACGACAGAGUCAGAGACGAGAGUAUCGUCUUUUGUUGUGUAUUGUUUUAGAACGAGCCAUAUAUUCAAUUAAAUCAGGAAUUAGUCUAUCCAUACUGAUAGCAGUAAAGUAACAACACACUCAAUGUAGCAAAGAUGACCGAAGAAAAGUGAAUAUAUGUGUGUAUGGGGAAGAUUGAAAUUAAAAGUUAUUUUACUUCCUUGUGAAUUUGAAAAUUAAGAUACAUACUUUCAACAACGCUAUUAAAAGUGUCAAGUGUGUUAUUUUUAAACACAUCUCCGUUGGACACUAAGGAGGAAGCCUAUUCUUUAAAAUGGAAAUGAUGAAUCCAAAACAGCUAUUUAGCCAACUUAGCACAUGCAGUGCACUUUAUUUGAAUAGUUCAAAUUCUUGUUUCGUGUGUGGUUCAUGAUACACUCUUUUAAUAUGUGUUAUAGCAAACAAACAAAAUAUGGUUAAUUAAAAAUUUAGUGGGUUUUUUUUUUAUUAUAAAACUUUAUUUAUAUGAUAAUAUUUUUUUUAGAUUUCGAAAUAUACAUGUCAAUGAAAGGUUUAACAGUGCAGCAAUUUCCAUGAUUUAAAUAAAAAGCUAAAUUUAAAAGCAAUGUAAAUUAAUUUUAAAAUUUCAACGUUUCUAUUGACUAAAGCUUAGAUUAAUUGCCUACUUAUUAUUACAGAUAUCGUAAGAGUAACUCAAUUCCUUUCUUUUGUAACCAAAAGAAGAAUGAAGUGGAACAUUCGUAUUAUUUUAAUGGUGUUGAUCACUACUACUGGUAAAAUAAGUUUUCGUCGUUUUUUUUCGUACAUGUACUUAAGAUUUAAAAUUAAAUGUGUUCGUAAAAUUUUUGUUGUUGCUUGCUUGAUAUAUUCAUUUAUUUUUUUUUUAAAAUCUUUUCGAUGCUGAAAAGAAAAUGAAUAGUCAUUAAGAUGGCUAUACAGACAGAUGUAUAGAAAGAUAGAUAGAUAAAUAAAUAGAUAGAUAGAUAGAUGGAUAGAUAGAUAGAUCGAUAGAUAGAUAGAUAGAUAGAUAGAUAGAUAGAUAGAUAGAUAGAUAGAUAGAUAGAUAGAUAGAUAGAUAGAUAGAUAGAUAGAUAGAUAGAUAGAUAGAUAGAUAGAUAGAUAGAUAGAUAGAUAGAUAGAUAGAUAGAUAGAUAGAUAGAUAGAUAGACAGACAGACAGACAGACAGACAGACAGACAGACAGACAGACGGACAGACGGAUGGACGGACGGAUGAAUGGAUGGAUGGAUGGAUGGAUGGAUGGAUGGAUGGAUGGAUGGAUAGAUGGAUGUAUGGAUGGAUGGAUGGAUGGAUUGAUGGGUGGAUAGAUAGACUAAAAAGAGGGGUUAAGACAUGGAUUAACACAUUUUAUUUCUUAUGCACGUUGAGCAUUGUGUUAACAGAGACGUCAAAGAUGUUGCACCAUAAGUCAAUACCUUACAUCGACAAUUAAAAGCAUUUACUUGGAAAAUAGGAGAUAAAAAGUUUCAAGUUAAGACAUCUAAAGGGAGGUUAAUAUUAAAAUACAUCGUCAUGAUUUCAAACAAUAAUUAUACAACCCCUUAAAACGAACAUUUUUGUACAAAUCCUUCAUACGUAUUUUUGUGCAACUUAGUGAUGGCUAUCGUUUUUAAGAAAUCAAAGAAUCACAUUUCCUUCUUUUUUAUUCAUGUAAAAACAAGAAAAUCCUGAUUUUGUCGAGUAAGGGGAGGAGCUGAAAAUUUGGCAGAAUGUAUUGUGAUCGGGAAUAAGUCUAUCUUCCAAGCUUCAGUGCGAUACAAAGACGGGAAGUGGGUCUUUUAGUAUUUCAAACAUUUUGCAACAAACACGCGAAUACAUGAACAAUAGCUAGGUUAAUAUUAAGCAUUUAAUGAGUUCGAUUCAUAUAGUGAGUUGUAUUGAUUAGUUUUUGCUUCUGUUAUAUUUGUCGCAGUCUAAGUUUCGACUAAUAAGUUUAUUACGGUAAACAUUAUUUCAUGAAAAUUAUUUUUCAUGUCUUCUAGUCAGUCAAGAUAUACAAAUACUUCCAUACAGCCAAAAUGACAGCCUUACAAAAUGUACAAAUGGACUACUAGCUGGAGAGGAUAUAAUUGUUUUUAAAAGUCUGCUUGACUUUUCUGAUGACCUAGAUUUGAGCACAGUUUAUUUUCAAACUAGAAAAGAAUCAAAUUACCGUCAUGUAAGUUUAAAUAACUGCAAGAGGUAUGACCAAUGAGCCACUAAAUAUUAUAUUUAACUGUGUUCCAAAAACUAAUUUUAAGCACACCAAACUUCCUUUCACUAUUUUCUUCCCUAAAAAUUAUUUCUAAUGAACUGAAAUUAUCAUCUUUUUUUUAUUUUACUGGAUACAUAAAAAAAUCAUAUCAAACCCUAUGUAAUAACUGAAGUAGCAGUAUGAAGUGUUUUUUUUUAUUACAUACGGUUCGUAUUAUAGUGUGUGAAGAAGCAGCGUCAUUAAGAUAACGAUAAGGUUAACGUCUCGGCCCAUCUUCCUUUAAAUGCCAUAGCCAAAUAUACUUUCAGACAUUUUUUAAAGCGAUAAUAGCUAAUACAAUAUCGUUAAAUUAUAAAACAAUUUUUUAAAUGGCCAUUUAAAAAAAAAAUAUUUAAAAAAAAAGAUUUUUUUUUUCAGCUCUGUUUGGUCAACAUAAAAGAAAAUUGCAACUUAAAUCGAAAAAAAUGUGCAUGUAGGAAAUCUAACGAACACAUUCUGGAAAUUACAAUAAGGCUCAAUGCUUCAGUUUCAUACAGUGGCGCCUGGUUACGUGGAGUCGCUAUCCGAUCGUCUGAUAACUUACAAAAAUAUGGUCAGGAGCAGAUGUUCCCUAACAUAUACGGUAUGUCUUGUUAUACACUUAAAUUAAAUAACAGUUAACUUAGGAAGUUUUUCUUUAUUGUCAAUGUUAAUUUUAGAAGAUAAGGAUAUUAAACAUGGACAAAAUAUAAAUCUUUUACAAAUGAUUUUUUUCUAAAAUUGCAUUUUCAAUUGCAUUUUCAAUGAAAUAUAUAUUUUUAAUAAAAUGAAAGGAACAAAAUUAUAUUAAAUAGUCUCUAUGCGUAGACUGUAAUGGAUUAUGGGCAUUUGCCCAAACAAUAAUCUGAUAUAAUGAUGUUUUUUUAAUGUCACUAAUAGAUAGAAACCGCACCACUGGUCAUGUCUUUAUCAAUGGCAAACAGCAGGACACCAUCAGAAACCAUUGCGAGGAAUACAUUAGUGGACCGGAUUUGAACUUCACAUUUGUCUGUAUUGGGGAACUAUCUCCAUGUUUGAUAAUGAUCUCAGCAAAUGACUCAACGGAAGACAUACAAGGGAGAGAAUUAGCUUCUUUUUACAGCGUAUACAACAAAUCACAGGAAAUCAAUGUAAAUGUUAAGUAUGCAGCCUGCAGCUUGGAAGGAUUCUAUCAUGCUGUCAGCUGCAAGAUUAACAUAGGUGAGUGGAAUUGUUCAAACCAAAGCAUUGAAUAAUGUAUACAAAAUCAAUUUAAAGUGGUCAAUUAAUAAUAUUUAAAAAUGGCCGGAAUAUAAAAUGUUUUAAUUGUGGAGUAUAAAGGAUGAGGAAAAACUAGGUCAACACUAUAAUUUACCGUAUUAUACUAAUUUAUUUCCAGCAAGAGUUGACAAUUUCAGGUGUCAUAAUGAGAUAUCUACAGACAAAAUCAUUCUAAAAUGCAGUGCGAUUGUUUUUUCAAACAUGAAUUGUAAAUACUUCAUUAACAAACAUGACGUAGGUAUUUUAGAAAAUCUAACUCUUUUCAUAAUAUUUUACACUUUGUAUUAUUAUUAUGCUUAUAAUUUAUGUUACAUUUAAAACAAAAAAGUAAACGUAGAGAAAAGUGAAACGCAAACUUAAAAUUAGAAUGAAUAGGGAAACUAGACUUAAAUAAAAUUCAUAUUAGGAUUUUUUAAAAUGAUAUUUUAAUUCUUUGACGCAAAACUGUGUAGACAUAUCUAUAGCAGUUACAUAACAUUACAAAUGAAACACACAAUGUCUUUUCCAAUUUUUUUUUAACCAGAUAAGAGAUGUUUUACCCAAUGUCAAGGUGACUCCAAACAUGGAAAGAAUACAAUGGACGCCAUCCGCUCAAACAGCAAACUGUGGCUUUAACCUGUUAAAGACCGACGUCAGACCCGGCCUUUAUGACGUGGUGGUGGUCAUGCAACCUUCUGUGGACACUUAUGACGACGAUAUUAAACUAGGAACAAACGCAAACAUUUCUAUUCCAAUAAGUAAAUAAAUAACGUUUUUUUAAAUGGAAGUUUAUAACGUGUCAUACGUGAUAAAGGGCUUUCCUAACAACUGAUAACAAGAAUCUCAUAUGCAUUUUAAAGUUAUUUUGACAGACCGAAAGUCAGGGUUAUUUGAAUUUCCAUAACAAUUUUAUAUUGUAUUUAAAUAUCGUAAGAUUGUGAGCCUUAAUUUAAACGUUUGUCAAUAUUUUCGAUGUACAAAGAAAGCUUUAGAAAUAGUGACAACAAUAGCAAAAAUAUAGUUUGAGUUUUAUGGACUUGUCUCUGGUACGCACAAUAUUCAUUUAUAACAUUGAUAGUAAUAAACUAUGAACAAAACAUAAAAUAUAAAACAUACAUAUAGAGUUAUUGAAUAAAAUGUAGUUUAUGGAAUGGUAUCUGCUACGCUCAAUUUGCAUCUUUAUCCUUUAUAGUAAGAAACUAUAAUGCAAACAUAAAUACAUAAUAUACCCAAAGAACUAAAUGAAUUCAUAAAAUUGUAAUUAAACGUGUUGAGUUAACA
Molecule: messenger RNA, 22091 nt
Organism: Lymnaea stagnalis (great pond snail)
Lineage: Eukaryota; Metazoa; Mollusca; Gastropoda; Lymnaeidae
Source: the annotation of a GenBank genome assembly